GCAUGCUCACUGUCCCGAAACAUGAUGAGCCAUCUUGCCCUGUGGGAAUUUCUCCUUCCAGCCAGCACCGGCUACAUCUGUGUCAGCGAAGGCAGCAGCAGCAGCAGCAGCAGUAGAAGUAGCAGAUAGAUCCUGGCUGCUCUCCCUCAGUCUCUGCUUCUACCUCUGUGCUGUAACUUCAGCACAGAGGGGGGAAUUCGCCGGCUGCCCGCUCCUAGGAAACUUCUCUCCGCCGCGCUCCCCCUGCACAAAAUCUUCUCCCUGGGACCUCUGACCUCAGCUGUACCCCAGCUACUUAAAAGCACGUUUCUUUAUUUUCUGUGUCAGUGUGUGCUGCAUCUUCUCUUUCCCACUGCUGAAUGAACAACAGUCAGUUGUCACUUUUCAUUUUUCACUUCACAAGACUCCAGUUUUUUGGCUUCUCACCCGUGCUUGUGAAACUUCCUGUUUCCCCGAGGAUGUGUUUGAGUCCCACAGUGGCGUGAGAAGGAAUACUGAAGGGUUCUGAACAGUUUCCGUGUAGUUCGGACUCUGCAGCACUGGACUGAAGGUUAACGCGCAAGGAAUAACAGCCAACACCUGUCUUCACACAUGAGGAGAAGGCUCUCUGAUGCUACCGUUGAAAAAUGUUCACUGAGAUCAUGUACCACAUCCUGAUGGAGGCUUCUUCUCCUUCAAUACGUUUUCUAUAGGCAAAGAGAAACAGGAACAACAUGGGAGCUGAGGAGCUGUCAAACUCUACUAUCUGUGGCAAUGCAUCAGAUAUCCAGCCAAUCGGACACAGUCUAUGGGAGGUCAUAACCAUAGCAACUGUAUCGGCCAUAGUGAGUUUGAUCACAAUAAUUGGCAACAUUCUUGUGAUGCUAUCCUUUAAGGUCAACAGCCAAUUAAAGACCGUGAACAAUUACUACUUGCUGAGCUUAGCUUUUGCAGACCUCAUCAUUGGAGUGUUUUCCAUGAAUUUAUAUACCUCUUACAUUCUGAUGGGAUACUGGUCACUGGGGAGCUUAGCGUGUGACUUGUGGUUAGCUGUGGAUUAUGUGGCCAGCAAUGCCUCUGUAAUGAACCUGCUGGUUAUCAGCUUUGACAGGUACUUUUCCAUUACAAGGCCACUGACUUACAGAGCGAAGCGAACUCCAAAACGGGCAGGGAUCAUGAUAGGUUUGGCUUGGCUUGUGUCUUUCAUCUUGUGGGCUCCUCCCAUUUUAUGCUGGCAGUAUUUUGUUGGAAAAAGAACAGUUCCAGCCAAGCAGUGCCAGAUCCAGUUUUUCUCUGAGCCGGUGAUCACGUUUGGGACAGCCAUUGCUGCUUUCUACAUUCCAGUCUCUAUUAUGACCAUUCUGUACUGCCGGAUCUACAAGGAAACAGAAAAACGCACCAAGGACUUGGCUGAGCUUCAAGGUCUAAACUCUUCAGCUGACACCAGCAGUGCCAAACCCCAGAAGACUAUCAUAAGAUCCUGUUUCAACUGUAAACAGCCCCCUAAUGCCUCUCGAGAUAGGAACCAGGCUUCCUGGUCCUCUUCAAACGCUGCCAAGUCAGCAGCUUUGUCUAGUGAUGAGUGGUCCAAAGCUGACCAGGUGACCACCUUCAACAGCUAUGCCUCCUCAGAGGACGAAGAGCGCCCUGUCUCACCAGGUAUCUUCCAAGCAGCUUACAAGAACCAGGCCUGCGGUCACAAUGAAAGCAUUGUUGGUAGUGAGACUGAGCAGCUGAGCAGUAAUGAAGAAGGCAGUUACUUCCCUUCCCUGCCUAAGAGCAGCUCUCAGAAAAGCAAGAAGUGUGUCUCUUACAAGUUCAAACCAGUCACCAAAGAGGGCAGUUCUCAGCAGAGCAAAAAUGGGGACACUAAAAUUGCACCGUCCUCAUGCUCCUCAGCAGAGUCUAUGGGCGCACCCUCCACCUCCUCCUCUGCCAAACCCAUGGACACCAAUCUGAAGAACCAGAUCACCAAGAGAAAGCGAAUGGUCCUCAUAAAGGAGAAGAAGGCAGCCCAGACACUUAGUGCCAUUCUUCUAGCCUUCAUUCUCACCUGGACCCCCUACAACAUCAUGGUGCUCAUCUCCACUUUCUGCUCUGACUGCAUUCCUCUGUCUCUCUGGCACCUGGGAUAUUGGCUCUGCUAUGUCAACAGCACUGUUAACCCAAUGUGCUAUGCCCUCUGCAACAAGACUUUUCAGAAGACCUUUCGCAUGCUACUCUUCUGUCAAUGGAAGAAAAAAAGGGCAGAGGAAAAGCUAUACUGGUACGGGCAAAACCCAGCUGUUGGUGGAAAACUGACGUAAUCAGAGAUACAAUUCCACAGACUUAUUUUUCAUAUAUUUUGCAUUGACAAUACUUUGACACUUAAACUUGUGGUUAUGGUCAACUUCAUGGAUGUUAUUGUAAAAGAAUAGUUGUGAAAUGUUCAAAUUCUUCCAGGAUGGAGCUGCAUAUUCUGCUAGUAUUAAUUUAACAUGAUAUAGUGUUUGGCAAUAAUUAGCCUCUAGGGUGAACUAUGGUAUUUGUUUUAUACCAAAGCUUUGUAAAUAGUCAUAAAGUGUUCUAUGUGACAGGCUGAAAAAUAAUUGUGGCAUUAUACCACUAUGUGAUACAUAUUUUCCUUCAAGAUUUGUAUUAGUGCAGGCACUUAUAUAUCAAAACAUACAUUGUUAUAAAACUUAUUGCUUCUUGUUCAUGUUUUAUUUAUUGUUUAUCUUCAUCUGUAAAAGAAAAAAACAAAGUUUCUUUAUUAUGCCUGAAUUCAUUUUUGUAAAAUCUGUAACUUUCACAGAUUUUUUUGUUCUCUUGCUUGUAUUUAAGGGCUAACAUUUUUAAUGUGGCAGAUUUUGGAGGUUUGUAUCCUUUAAUCAGAAAAUAGUAUUACCUACAGUCAUCCUGGUUGUGUGUCAGCUUGAGAUUAGCAGCCUAUUCAAGAUUGUAUGUCGAUUAUAAAAGCCUUUUUAUCACUUGUGCCGUUUUAAAGUACUGUACUGCUAACUUCUGUGCGUCACAUGACCCAGCUCAAACAACACCACAAAUUAAACCUUUUCGACGUGUAAAAAAACAACAAGAGGAAAUUGGAAAUUGCACUGGAACACUGCGAUCUUUGCCUCAGAGAAGAAGCAAAAACAGGAACUGGAAAUCUGAAAUCACUGUACUGGCAGAUAAAAAUAUAAAAAAAACAUGGUUUUUGCAUUUUACGUUUUCACGGAGUGUACUGAAGUACCAAUGUCCUUUACAGACUGUUUGCCUGAAAUGCUAGAUAGAGGACACCUUCUGUGUUAAUGGAAUUUUUUCUUCCUUUAUAUAUUGUACAAAAGUGAAAGUUAGAGCAACUUCAGUCAGCAACAGGUAACAUUAUACAUGUUGACUGCAAGACUGCACGCUGCCUGUAUAUAUAUCUGCAUUCAAACUCAAAAGUGAAAAAGAGGACAUAAGCAACGCACUAUUUGCUUUUCUUUGUCCAAUAUGUGUCAUUAGAUACUGUGAUUUAGUUUGCUUUCCAUAUACUCCUUUAAAAUCAACUGGUUUCGGCCUGUACUCUUGUCUUAUCCCCACACUAAAGAGGAUAAUAUAUAGGUUCUUAAUUAUGAUUUAUGUGCAACUCUUAAGUAUUACGAUUGGAAUUUGGAAAAGCAACACAGUGCCGUCAUAGCAUCCACUUAAUACUGUAUUGCACUGAAGCGAAAUCAAAUAUUCUCUUGUGAUUUAUUGAAAGGAAGACAUGAAAAUGCCCUUUGCAUUCCUCCAGACAUGUCCUCGAAAAACAUUUACCUCAACAGUUUUCCU
Molecule: messenger RNA, 3771 nt
Organism: Anguilla anguilla (European eel)
Lineage: Eukaryota; Metazoa; Chordata; Actinopteri; Anguilliformes; Anguillidae
Gene: chrm5a
Product: cholinergic receptor, muscarinic 5a
Exons: 2
Coding region: 714-2285 (523 amino acids)
Biological process (GO): G protein-coupled receptor signaling pathway, coupled to cyclic nucleotide second messenger; adenylate cyclase-inhibiting G protein-coupled acetylcholine receptor signaling pathway; gastric acid secretion
Cellular component (GO): dendrite; synapse; plasma membrane
Molecular function (GO): G protein-coupled acetylcholine receptor activity; G protein-coupled serotonin receptor activity
Source: RefSeq, a predicted model, not a curated record